Fibroporia radiculosa is the source of this 4092-nucleotide messenger RNA. RefSeq lists its product as uncharacterized. Gene Ontology annotation, molecular function: ATP binding; four-way junction DNA binding; four-way junction helicase activity. The coding region runs from base 1 to 4092 and encodes 1363 amino acids. The transcript is spliced from 10 exons. Gene Ontology annotation, biological process: replication fork reversal; double-strand break repair via synthesis-dependent strand annealing; interstrand cross-link repair. The record is from RefSeq and is a predicted model, not a curated record. Lineage: Eukaryota; Fungi; Basidiomycota; Agaricomycetes; Polyporales; Fibroporiaceae.
AUGCACUCUGACGAUUACUUUGAAGACGAACUCGACUCUGCAUUCUUGCACGAAUUCGAUGCUGUAGAAGCUGCUCAUGUACUCCCAUCGAAAUCCUCCCCUCUAAAAGCAACCCGCCAGCUGCCUGCCACAACGUCGACAGUCAUUGAAAUAUUGGACUCCGACCCUUUUGAUGCCUUUGAUUUUGAUGUCGCAGACUUACAAGUCAUUGACGAGAUACAAAAGCGCGAGGGGCCGUGCGGACAGAACCAGACAGCUGCUGGACCGAGCAACUCUUCGUGGCGACGUACGACUUCGAAAGGGGCCGUACAGACUACAUUGUUCGGGGAUAUUGUCGAUGAAACAGCAACGGCAAGUAAGGGCAGUAAGCCACCGUCACGGGCACCUAUGGUACGCACCAACUCCGGCUCGCGUAAUUUGUUUGGAGGGCGUGCAAAGAAGACUAAGCAGUGGGACCACUCGGCGUUCGCCAAGUCGGGCUGGAAACAAUCGGCAGCUGAGAAACGUAACGCAAAGGGAAAGCAGAGAAUGUCAUUUGACGAUGACGAUGACGAUGACGAUAACAUUGAGGAAGAAAUUCUCGAAUUUGAACAAUUCCCGGCACCCUUUGUCCCGCUCGGACCUGUAGGUUGCACCCCGUCCCCCAUGAAACUUCAGCCGGACCUACUAGCUUCUAAGCGAUGGCUCUAUCCACUGAAUCAACCUAAGCGGGAUUACCAGUUUAAUAUUGUGAAGAAUUCCCUUUAUGAAAACACAUUGGUUGCUCUCCCUACGGGUUUGGGGAAAACGUUCAUCGCUGGAGUGGUAAUGCUCAAUUUCUAUAGUUGGUUUCCGGAAGGAAAGGUCAUAUUUUUGGCCCCUUCGAAACCCCUUGUUGCCCAACAAAUCGAAGCUUGUCAUCAGACAUGCGGUAUUCCAGGUGCCCAGGCGGCAGAACUCACAGGAGAGACGCCCAAAUCUAAACGUCUCAAACUUUGGGCCGAGAAGCGUGUUUUCUACAUGACACCGCAGACACUCCUCAGCGAUCUUAUCUCAGCGAACUGCGAUCCAAGAGACAUCAUACUGAUUGUGAUUGACGAGGCACAUAAAGGCACCGGGGAUUAUGCCUAUGCCCAGGUGAUCAGAUUUAUGAUGGCAAAGAACCCUCAUUUCCGGGUCCUUGCUCUUACUGCAACGCCUGGAGGUAACCCGGAGGCUGUCCAGGCUAUUGUUGACUGCCUUCACAUAAGUCAUAUCGAGAUCCGGGAUGAAAACAGUCUUGACUUACGCCCUUAUCUUCACAAGAAGGCGUCCGAGCAGCAUAUCAUUAAGAUGGACGAGGAUGUUGUCAAGGUUCGGGAUCUGUUGGCGAAGAUUAUGCAGCCGUUGAUAAGACAGGUUCAGAAUUCGGGAGCUAUGAGAGGUAGUUCUGACCCCACAAUGCUGCAUCCGUUUAGAUGCCAGUCAGCGAGUCAAGAGCUUCGACAACGGAAAGCGCCUGCGUGGGCACUCGCAGCUGCCGCGAAACUGGGUCCCCUUGCUAGGGCCAUGGGCUAUCUCCUUGAAGCUAGUAUGGGCAUGUGCUAUACUGUGAUUAGCGGAAUCGUGUAUGGUUUUGACGGGACAACUGGCAAGAAAUCUACGAGCCGAGCUGCGCAGAGUGGUCUACAGAAGGACUCGGCCUUUGGCGUGUUGUUGAAGGAGAUCGAGGCGCAGAAGAAUCGUGGUUUCUCAUUACACCCGAAGAUGGAGAAAUUGCGCAUUCUGUUGAUACAGCAUUUUGCGAACCAUAUGUUUGAUAACGAAGACACUGGACGAGCGUCCGGAAACUCGCAUCCGGCUACUCAAUCACGAGUCAUGGUAUUUGUGUCAUUUAGAGAAUGCGUUGAUGAGGUGGUUGAAGUGUUGAAUCGGGAGGAGCCUCUGAUCAAAGCGACACGUUUUAUUGGUCAGGGUACUGACAAGCAGGGGAGGAAAGGUAUUGGCCAGAGAGAGCAGCUUGAGGUCAUCAAAAAGUUUAAAUCCGGUGAAUUCAACGUCUUGGUGUCGACUUCCAUAGGAGAGGAGGGUCUAGAUAUCGGUGAAAUCGAUAUGAUCGUUUGCUACGACGCUCAGAAGACACCAAUCCGCAUGUUACAACGAAUUGGGCGGACAGGACGCAAGAAAGAUGGCAUCGUGCAUAUCCUUCUCGCCGAAGGUCGAGAGGAACGUAAUUGGGAUAAGGCGCAGGACAAAUACAAGGACGUGCAGCAUUUCAUUGUGCGGGCGGAAGAAUUGGAGUUGUACGGAGACACACCGCGAUUGCUACCCGACCAUAUCAAACCUGAGUGUACGGAGAUGAUCAUGGACAUUGAGGCAUAUAUACGGGAGGAUCGCCCAUCCCGAAAGGGAUCCAUCGCCAAUGGUGACGAUUCUCCUUUAUCGAAGGCUAGAAAGCGCAAGCGGGAUGACGAUCCAAAGCGAAAUAUCCCAUCGGGUGCUUCGACUGGCUUCGUCAAUGUCAAGGACUUGCUAGUGAAAGGUGGGGCAACAAAAAAGCAGAAGAAGUGUAAGCUGGAGGAACCUGAUGCUCUCGCUGGUGAAGAUGAUGAGGAGGACAUGGAGAUCGAGGCCGGCUUGUUUGGGCCGCGCAGAACUGUCUCCACGUCAUCGAUCCCCGUCACGUCAAAGGCGAAGAAGCCGAAGCGAACAAAAACCAUUGCGACUGCUGGAAAAUCAGAACAUACAACAAAAACCAAGAAGCGCAAGCAAAAGCUUCCCAUUGAACCGUCUGCAAGUGACUUGGAGAGGAUGGGAGCCGAUGAUUCUGACGAUGCGGCUAUUGAACGCGGCAUCACGUAUCCAGACAGUCUUUCAAAGUCAAUUCAUGACAAGUUUUCUCUACAUACACUGGAGUCUCAUUCUUCACCAUCGCCGCUCCUUCAACUGCAGAAAACAGACCGACUGGUCUCGAAUAAUGAAGUUAUCGAUCUGACUUAUGAUACCACGUAUCGUCAGGACUCACCAGCGUUAUCCUUCAGUUCCUCCCCAGAUGAGGCUCCUAAGUCAAGGAAUACAGAUGUUUAUUCAAGGAGUGCGAGUACGAGGUCGAGGAGUAUAGAUACGAAAUCAAGAGGUACAAGCGUUCAGCAUGAAGACGGUUCAUCCAACCCGCCCGAGCGCUCAACUACCCCAUCGUCUCGUAGCACAUCCCUUCAUCAUCAUCACGAGGAGUCGGAUAUGGCGUGGUUGGUUGACGACGACGACGAUGACGAUCCCAGUUUUCAAAUUCUACAUUCUUCCCCCUCAAAUGGUCAAGACGUGUCCCGUAAGCGCCAGUCCAUUGCUGACCACAACGUCCUGCCAGUCGAAGAGACGAACUUUCUCGAGUUACCGGCGAGAAACGUCAGUUCAACUCCUGUUAGGACUAAGAUUACGCCGUCUGGAUUCAUUCGUGCGACCGACGCGAUGCCGCCACCUGCAUUGCCAGCUCGCUUGACAGCGUCUUCACCUUCUAUUUUCGAUGAUGCACUUCCACAGCCUUCAUUCGCCGUCCGUGCGCCGGGGAAACAGGUCAGAAAGCGCAUUGUUACGAUCUCUAUCGACUCAUCCCCUUCGGCUCCGUUAGCAAUGCCGCCGAUGUCACAACGCCGUCUCCAGACCAAACGGAAUUCCUCGCCUGAUGUUCAGCCUUCACCACCCAAACGAAAGAAGAGAAAAUUCAAAGAUGUAGCAGAAGCACAGAAGGCGAACCCAUGGAUUGAUGUAGAGGCCACGCAUUCUGGGGACGACAACAGUUUGGGUUCGUCUGAUGUUGACCGCGGGGAUGAGUACGACCGAGACUUUGUGCGGGAUACGCCCGAAACUCAAGCCUCGCCGUCGUAUGACCAGUCGGCGGUAUAUCGCCGGAGCCUUUUCACACAGGCCCCCGGUGGGGCAAGCGUCCCUGACUUUGCUGGCCGUCCUGUUAGACGGGGCUGGGGUGCUUACGCUCGCGGUAGAACUUUGAAUUCUCGUCCGGGACUUUCAUCUUCUCCGAGGUACGAGGAUGAAGAUGAUUACGAGUUUGGGAGUUUCGUAGUAAAAGAUGACGAAGAGAUCGAAUUCGCUGGGCAUGCUUCGAGUGAUCUCUGA